AAAUACAAAAAUAUAAAUAUUUAAAGUAAUAUUGUUAAAUAUAUAAUGAUGUUAUCUUUACAAUGAAUGUAUAAAAUACAAAAAUGAUAAUUUCAAGAAUUUAAUUUCUUCUUUAAUUAUAGCAAGGAUUUCUCAAGGAUAAUUUAUUGUGAAAAAAAAAAGAAAACUAAAAUAAUCUAUUAUAGAAACACAAAUCGAUCAAUAAAUCAUUUAUAUAAAGUAAAUUAUUUUUCUAUUUUACAGAUUAUUCCUUAAUUUUCGGCCAAUCUAGUAACGAUUCUUGUUGUAAAAAAGCCAAAAAACUUUUUCCAUAUUAUCAAGAAUUUGAAUUGAAACAGAAUUCAUUUACUUUGUUUAUCCAGAUUCAUAUAUAUUUUAUUAAAAACAAUAAAUUCUCAAGAAAUAAAAUGUUAUUUUUUAUAACUUUAUACAACUUGAUACAUAAUAUUAUUAUACAAUUUUUCCUCAUAUAUUUUCUUUGAGUUAAGUCUUAAAUUAAAUUUCUAUUAAAAUAAGAUUUACUUGUAAUUGGAUAAAGAAUAAUAUUUUGCCGUCUGUUUAUACUCUCUUCGAUAUUUUUGUUAAAGGAAAAUAGAUACCAAAUUUCUAAAACCUGAGAGUGUUUUUAACAUUAAAAUGUUAUUAAUAUCAAAUCCAGUAAAUUAUGACAAUUUCUGACCAUUAUAAUGAUAUUCAUUAGUAAGAUUUGUAGAAUAAUAUUAUCACUGCAGUUAUUAUCGCAACUUAUCGUGUCUUUGUUAGUAGUUCUCAGAUAUUCUCUGUCGGACUGACCGCGUUUUUCCGGUGCGUUUCUCAUCGUGCUGGCAUUGUGUCAGGCCGCCGACUGUAAUAUUAGUGAGCACGCCAAGCCCUGGACUUCGCGGUUGCCCGAAUAUAUUUACUAAACAGCACGUUAUACGUUACACGUCAAUCACCAUAAAAAAGCGGCGCGGAAGAACUGUCUAUCUUAAUUGCGCACUCGACCGUGGAUUCAAUCGUCGGCCGAAUACGACACUCGAAAUAGUCAUUGCUAUCGUUGCGAUACGUUCAACAUCGAGGAAGUGGUGCUCCCUGUUCCAGCGAGUUCUUUUUAAAACGAUAAAGGAUCCACCGACAGGAAGUGUCGCUGAAACAACAUUGGAAAUUUGAAAUCUGACUAAUACUAAGUGCCUCGAGGAAAGAAGUUGCAAAAUUGAGAGAGCUUUUUAAAGGACGAAACACAUACACAAAAAAGAAAAUUUAGGAGAUCUAAUUUUGCUGUGCGGAAAACUAUUACAUUCAAAAUAUGCGUGAACACAAUCGAUGGUGAGAUUUUAUGCGCAGAUAUAGCGUGUAUAGUGAAUAUGGGAGAGACCCUGCUUGUUGUAAUACUCACUGUGGCAUUGUCCGCGGCGACAAAUAAUAUCAGCGAACAAUGCCAAGUUCACAAUGAAAGGAGGAUUACGUGUAGUUGCAUCGGAAAUGAGGAAUUUUUCCUACCUGAAGACUACAAUUACACGAACAUUACCAGCGUGUCUGUCACGGGCUGCGUGACAGCAAACCUCCAUUACUCCAGUUUUCCGGAGGCAAACGGCCUCGAGGAGAUGAUAGUUCAGAAUAUCAGCGAUGAGCUGAUCUUUGAUGUCUUCUUUACAUCAAGCCACAUGAAACUGCUGAAACUCUCGAACAUCGGUCGGAUACCGACGAUCGCGAGCUACACGUUCACGAAUACAAUGGCUAUCGACGUGCUCGCGAUCGAGAACGCGCUCAUCGAGAACUUUGACGAAGAGUUCACCUCUAUCAAUGUGACAGACUUCAUCAUGACAAAUGUAACUAUCGAACGGAUGGACUGGCUAAACUUCUCCGAGAGGGGUACGAGAAUGUUGCGCAUAGAGAACAGCGAGCUACGUAAUAUCAAGGAAAGGUUGAACUUUGCCAAUUUUUUAAACAUCGAGAUUAUCGGCUCCAAGUUUGAGAUGCAGAAACCGGGGAUAAUGUCCAUCCAAGGUGACGUCGCCAUCGUGAAGAGCAGCAUCUUCUCGAACGUGAGCAUGAACCUAGUCACUACGACCGCCAUUAUAAUAAAAGGUAUUUGCGCGGACGGCAAGAGCACCCUGAGACUUAGUUCGAAACGCAUCGAUAGCACUAACAACAGACUACCGAACGAGAUAGCCUAUCCGGGAGGCGAUCAUCGAGAAACGGAAUUUCUCACAAUUCGAAAUAACACGGUCUGCAAGGCGGGCAACUGCAAAUGUUCAAAGAGCAACGGACAGACUCAGUGUCGAGCAAUCAUCCCCGUAUACAUCUUGUUAACAGGAUCCUUAAUUAUGCGCUAUAUUUGGUACCUUUAUGAUGCAACAUUGAUGAAAACGGUUUUAUAAUUUAAGUCUAGUUAGAUAAAAUCAGCUUGUGGAAAAUUAAUUUUGUUUGCUUUGACUCAAUACACUGAUAAAAAAAGUUAUAGCUUUGACUAAAUUUUUCAACUCGAGUAUUAAAUUUCUUUAGUUCAUGAAUUUAUGUACUUAAAUUCAAUAUAAAUACUUGAACUAAAGUUGUAUUUAAAUUUUUGUAUACAAUCAAAUUAUAAAAUCAAUUGCCAAUACGAGCUUUCAUGACUGUUGAGGCGUAAGAUAGUAAGAAUAAUAAGAAAGAUCUUUCGAAUUAUUUUAUAAAUUUAAUUAACUUAAUUAAGACAUUUACAAACAGUUUUUACACUACAAACAUUUCCAGGAUGUGGAUUCUCUUCGAAAGAAUUCAUAUUAUUAUUUCACGCUUUACAAUUGACAAUUAACUUUAUAAUUUGGGUUUUAUUGAAUAAAUAUGAAUUGAUCAUAUUUA
Molecule: messenger RNA, 2817 nt
Organism: Monomorium pharaonis (pharaoh ant)
Lineage: Eukaryota; Metazoa; Arthropoda; Insecta; Hymenoptera; Formicidae
Exons: 3
Coding region: 1344-2360 (338 amino acids)
Source: RefSeq, a predicted model, not a curated record